UGUGGAUGGGGAUCACACUCAACGGGCCACAUGGAUUAUCACACAAAUCGGGCAGUCCCUGGAACAGACAAGCAUUCAGGAUUCAGGGAAGACAGACACACAUCUGGACAAAUGAUGCCUGGUCGGUUGGGAAUGCCAAUUGCCCAGGAGCCACUGUGGAUUUCGUGGCACGACUCCAACUGGAUACCCAUCCUCAAUCCUACAAAUGUUAUGGACUAUUUCUCCGAGAAAUCCAAUCCUUUCUACGACAGGACCUGCAACAAUGAGCUGGUUAAGAUGCAGAGACAGAGCCUGGAGCAGCUCAACAACAUGAUUGGUGUGGAAUUCAUUCUGCUCCACGUUCAAGAUCCCAUUCUGUAUGUUAUCCGAAAGCAACACAGGCACUCGCCCACAGAGGCUACGCCCAUUGCGGAUUACUAUAUCAUCGCUGGUACAGUGUAUCAAGCUCCAGACCUGGCGAGUGUCUUCAACUCUCGCCUUUUGUCAGCUGUGCAUCAUCUGCAGAGUGCCUUUGAGGAAUCCUCGGGCUACUCUCGCUACCAUCCCAACAAAGGCUACACUUGGGACUUUUCCUCCAACAAAGCUCUCACUGACAAGUCCAAGACUCAGACGAAGAAGGAACCAGCGCCAGCCAAGGAAGAAGCCAGUUCCCUAUUCCAGCGCAAAAGAGUUGAUAUGCUGUUGGGAGAAUUGAUAAGAAAGUUCCCACUUCCACUCCCAACAUCGCACCAGAAUCCCGCCCAGCAACCAUCCAAUGUGAAUGGGAACAUCAAGAAAGAGCCGGAAACAGAUACGAAGCCCGAUGUAGGUGGUCAGGAACUUGGCGGAACACAAGCAAAUGGGGCUGAAAAUGAGAAUGGGGCUCCGGGAAGUCUCCUGACAGAUAUCAAGACAGAGAACAAGAGUGAAAUGAAACCACCGCCUGAGAAAAAGAUGAAAUUUAACUAGAAUUAGAGAAAAUACAAGAUUUAUAAUC
This is a messenger RNA of Phlebotomus argentipes, 976 nucleotides long. It is a transcript of the gene MED6, whose product is annotated as mediator of RNA polymerase II transcription subunit 6. Gene Ontology annotation, cellular component: core mediator complex; mediator complex. The transcript is spliced from 4 exons. Bases 31 to 948 code for a protein of 305 amino acids. Gene Ontology annotation, molecular function: transcription coactivator activity. Gene Ontology annotation, biological process: regulation of transcription by RNA polymerase II. The record is from RefSeq and is a predicted model, not a curated record. Lineage: Eukaryota; Metazoa; Arthropoda; Insecta; Diptera; Psychodidae.